CCAAAGAGUUAUCAUCCUUCAAUGGCCUUGAGGAACCACAGCACCAUGACUGAGUUCCUCCUCCUUGGGCUGCCUGCUGAUCAUGCCAGCCAGGCCCUACUCUUUGUGCUUUUCCUGGUAAUUUACCUCCUGACUCUGUCAGGGAACCUACUGCUGAUCCUGGUGAUCAGGACCAGCUCUCACCUUCACACCCCCAUGUACUUCUUCUUGAGUCACCUCUCCUUUGUGGAUCUCUGUUACUCUUCAGUCACGGUGCCCAAGAUGUUAGAGAACCUCCUGUCUGAGAAGAAAACAAUCUCCAUAGAGGACUGUUUGACCCAGGCCUUCUUUGUGUUUGACUCUGGGGGAACACAGAUCUGCCUCCUUGCAGUGAUGGCCUAUGACCGCUAUGCUGCCAUCUGCCACCCUCUACACUAUGGUCAGAUGAUGAGUGAUGAGCUGUGUGUGGGGCUGGUGGGGGGAUCCUGGGGCCUGGCCUUUCUGGAUGCUCUCAUCAAUACCCUCCUAACUUGGAAGUUAGACUUCUGUGAGACUCGAGUCAUCUCCAACUUCCUUUGUGAGAUACCUUCUCUCUUCCCCGUCUCCUGUUCCAACAGCUCCAAUAACUUUGCUGUCCUCCUCUGUUGUGUCUUCCUGCAUGCCUUUGGGACCUUCCUCCUGGUUUUCUACUCUUAUGCCCGCAUUGUCUCCACCAUCCUGAGCAUCAGCUCCACCUCAGGCAGAAGCAAGGCCUUCUCCACCUGCUCCUCCCACCUCACUGCAGUGACCUUACUUUAUGGUUCAGGCAUCCUUCGCUAUCUUAUGCCCACCUCAGGUUCCCCAUGGGAGUUGGUUUUCUCCAUGCAGUACAGUGUGGUCACUCCCCUACUGAAUCCCCUUGUCUAUAGCUUCAAGAACAAAGAAGUAAAAGCAGGUCUGAAAAGCAUGUUGCAAAAAAGUUUACAUCUUUUUUAGAGUUUACAAAGUUCUCUGCUAGGUAGCAGAGAACAGGUAGAGUGUGAUUGACAAACAGCAUAAUUACAGCAAGAUACCUAAGUAAUAGACAGAAAGGAAAAACUUUGUUCCCUCAUAAUUCCAGACAUAACACGCUAUCUUGUAAAGCCUCCUUUCUUGGAAAUGCACACAGAAAUGCAGAAAAUCACUUGCUUGCUUUGGUUUGUGUUUCAUCUUUCUAGUGUCAGAAAAAUAUAUAUCAGACAACUAUUUCGAUCCAAAUCAUUUGGCUGCAAACAUAGAGGUAUAUUUUUCCUUUUGUUUGUGAAAUGUUACCAAAAUCCCAGCAUUGGGAAAACUGUUCAUGUCCUGAAUGCUCCACCUUGACUCCUGUGGGUAUGAACUUACAA
Messenger RNA from Phyllostomus discolor (pale spear-nosed bat), 1343 nucleotides. RefSeq names its product olfactory receptor 8S1-like. The record is from RefSeq and is a predicted model, not a curated record. The transcript has a single exon. Bases 22 to 954 code for a protein of 310 amino acids. Gene Ontology annotation, molecular function: G protein-coupled receptor activity; olfactory receptor activity. Gene Ontology annotation, cellular component: membrane. Lineage: Eukaryota; Metazoa; Chordata; Mammalia; Chiroptera; Phyllostomidae. Gene Ontology annotation, biological process: G protein-coupled receptor signaling pathway.